Messenger RNA from Boeremia exigua, 2590 nucleotides. RefSeq names its product G protein-coupled glucose receptor regulating Gpa2-domain-containing protein. Lineage: Eukaryota; Fungi; Ascomycota; Dothideomycetes; Pleosporales; Didymellaceae. Gene Ontology annotation, biological process: adenylate cyclase-activating G protein-coupled receptor signaling pathway. The coding region runs from base 311 to 2194 and encodes 627 amino acids. The record is from RefSeq and is a predicted model, not a curated record. The transcript has 3 exons. Gene Ontology annotation, molecular function: G protein-coupled receptor activity. Gene Ontology annotation, cellular component: plasma membrane.
UCGGAUUUUCACGGCUGCAAAAUGACGGCGAUCGAGUGCUCAUUCAAGGCAAUAGUAGAGAAAUCGAAGAUAAUGUUUCAGUGCGGCACGUCGUCAGGAACAUCAGCACCCCAGAACAGGUCCUUGUUGCUUGUCUUACACGCUUUCGAUAGGCAUUGCCGACAACAACACGCAUUAUGAAUAGCCUCCCCGUAUUCUCAACCAUCGCUGAUCUUUGCUCCUUCACUUCCCUACUAUAAUACGAACCCUCUCAUACCUCUGUAACACAUCCGGAACCGAUCUUCCUCGCGAAAGUUAUAAGACUAAUACCAUGGAUCGAGUCAGUAGCAGCCGUUCGUAUCGUUCCCUGACCUUGCCUUACGUUCCUAUUCCUUUCGGCUUCUCCUUGUCAUUGUACGCUCUCGUGCUCUUCACUUUUGUUUCUCCGGCCUGCUCGCUUUGGUAUAAUCCAGUGUCAAUGACGGAUGGGAACAAAGCCAAAGAGUAUGGAGUUGGAGUUGCGGCACUUGCAUGCGCCACUGUUAGCCUCAUCGCUUCUAUCGUUUGUAUGUACUGGUUCUGUCGAUUUGCAGGACGCUUUCGCCACAGAUUGAUUAUGAUAUUGAUAUACGGCGACCUUAUGCGUGGGGCGUGGCUCUUCGUUUUCGCUACCAUUUCCCUAGCACGCGGAACUGUCAAGACUGGAAGCACUUUCUGCCAGGUCAGCGGAUUUCUGGUGCAGUACGGAACGCAAACCAGUGACUAUGCUGUCUUGGUAAUGGCCGUACACAGCGCGAUACAAGUCUUCAACCCAUCAACGCGUGUCAGCUCGGAUGGCCUUUACCCCUGCCGCCGAUAUAUCUACGUUGGGGCCUUCGUACUCCCGGUGCUCAUGGCUGGCUUGGCCUUCAGCAACCCGCGCCAGGCGUAUGUGUCGCAGGGUGCGUUCUGCACGCUUCCAGUUCGUCCCUUUUGGUAUCGGCUGGCACUUACCUGGGUCCCACGAUAUAUCAUCGUUAUCACAAUUAUCGGGCUGGCUGUAGCAAUCUAUGCGCACGUAGGCUUCAAAUUUCGCGGAUACUCGAAUGUUGAUACAGGCUUCGAGGGCCUCAAAACCUACGACGGCCUAAACUCGACCCCACAUGACACGCAAAACGAGGCAAAGAUGGAUGAUAUCACAUUUGAGCUUCACGAUACGCAGUCAAGACCACAACCACAGCGUCGGAAAUCGUCAAUAGGACACGACAUCUUUACAGCCCAGCGCCAGUCAUCGUCAGCCCUAGCCCUAAGUCCUACUUCCUCACAUGUGCCCCAACGCGUCUCCUUUGAGAGCGGAAUAGCCCAGUCUCCUCCCACAACCUCCUUUCAUCUUGCUCGCUCCCGUCCCUUCCUCUUGGCCAUUCCCUCCGGCCACAGCAUCAACAAUACCAUCUCGCCCUACGACGGAACAUCACGCUCGAACGGCAGAACCACCAACGACAACAGCAACAGCAGCUCGGAACCCACAACCCUGACCCCAUCCUCCAAAUCACUACGAACCCUCUCCCCCACCUCCCCCGCCCAAGUUCGCCUCGAACGCCAGCGCCAACGCAUCCACCGCCAACUGCGCCUCAUCUUCAUCUACCCGCUCGUCUACACGCUCAUGUGGCUGAUCCCCUUCGCCAUGCACUGCAUGAACUACUGGAACAAGUACGUCGACCAGCCCGUCGAGUUCCUGCGCAUCGGCAGCAGCAUGUGCAUCUGCAUGAUGGGCGCCGUGGACGCGCUGAUUUUCUCCGUGCGCGAGAAGCCCUGGCGCGGCAUGCCGCGCUCCGACGGCACGUUCUGGGGCAGCUUUGCCGUGCGCCGCAGGCAAUCCGACGUGGGCGAUGCUCUGAGCGACGGGGUCGGGGGCAGUAGUGCGGCGAGCGCGAGGCGCAGGGGGAGUCACAGCUAUCGGUCAAGUGCGAGCGGGGACUUUGCGAGGAUCGCGGCGGAGCAGGCGCGCCAGCGGCUGGAUCUGGAGCGCGAGGAGAGGCUGAGGGCGUUGGGGGAGCGGCCGGUGCGGGAUGUGUAUGCCUUGGAUUUUUACGAAGGGGGGAAGAGGGGCGGGAAGCGGGACUCGGUGCAGCUGGGCAUGUUGAAUGUGGGGGACGGGAGUGAUGGGAAGGUGUACGAUGAUACCGGGCUGGAGGACGAUACUGUGGAGACGGUGCAAGGCAGGAGAAAGAAGUGACGGGACUAUAGGCCCCGCGGGUUUAUCCUGGGCUUGAAGUGUGUUUUAGUGGGUUUGCAUGGCGUGGUAUCGUUCCAACGGGAUUUCUUUCUGUAUGUGGGCAUGCUCUUAAUUGUAACCUUUCGUCUCCUGGUUCGGCUCACUUGCCUACUCGAAAGACAGUUCGUGUUGCUAUCCAGCGCCGACGCCCAAGUGAAAUGUCUACCUGUCGUACACGCACCCAUCAUUACAACGAGGCGAGCUAAGCGGUGCGGUCGCCGCACAUGGAUGACCGACAGAUGCGGUCUCUGUUGGAACGAAAGCCGCUCGUCCCUAAUGGCCUGUCAUAUCUUCCGUCACCACUUGCAGUGACCAAACCGGCCAAGGGAAGUGCUGUCACAUUGGUCAACCACGUAA